Molecule: messenger RNA, 2695 nt
Organism: Pieris brassicae (large cabbage white)
Lineage: Eukaryota; Metazoa; Arthropoda; Insecta; Lepidoptera; Pieridae
Exons: 8
Coding region: 113-2581 (822 amino acids)
Source: RefSeq, a predicted model, not a curated record
ACUAUUUAGUAAUCUAGUCUGUGUACGGCUUCUCGUUUAGAGUAGCUUACUAAAGUUGUAAUUCUUUAGUAACUAGUUAUAUUUCUGUUACUUGAUCAUAAAUCAAUAAACUAUGAGAGGCAGAGGUGGACAACGAGGUAGAGGAUCCGCUCGAGGUGGACUGGGCAAAAGGGAAUGGGACGCGAAAAAAUCUGCAACACAAAAUGGCCCACUGAUGACGGAUCACUUGAGAGACAUUGAUAUAGAGUUGGAGAUACUGAACAGACGAAGACAGAUGCUUCAGCAAGAGCAUGAACUGCUUGAUCAGGAAAGGGAAUAUAAUUUGAAGAGACAUUAUGAUUAUGAGCAACCUAUGACUUCUUAUAACCAGCCUAUCUACUAUGACAGGCAAGGCAAUAAACGCCAGGCUGUUGAAAGAGCUCCUUCAAAACGGUUCAACCCUGCAAGAGUUGAACCCUGGGAGCACAAUGCCCAAUCAAAUAACCCUAGCUUUAUGGCUCAAAUCCCUCCAUUACUUGGCUCUGUGCCAAGAAUCCUUCCGAUUAGACCUGCUAGACCACCUUCACGUAAAGAGUUUAGGCCAACUAAGCUCACAGCCCCAGUACGUAGCAAUUUCAAUCCAACAAGGGUAACGAAACAGAAAUCGCGUACUGGCUAUUUAAAAAAGACUUCAAUCUCACACCCUAAAGAUGUCCAACCAAAAACGAACAUUACACCAAAAUCUAGCUAUGUGCCUCCAAAACCUAUUGUUGUGCCUCCAAAAUCUAGUGAGGCCCCAACUUCCGCUCCAAUAGAAGAUGACACAUACAUUUUGCGUCAUAACGUCCAGCCUUCGCCGCAGUUGAAUGGCCGAUUGGAAUUAGCUUUAGGAACUAUUUUAAAGGAUAUUAAAAAAAUAGAUUCCUCUAAUUUAUCCCAAACCGCGGCGUCAGUUCAAAGGCAACGAACACUUAAGCAGAUAAUUAGAGAAAGGAUUCACUCUGUCAUGCUAGAUAAGAAGGUUGGGCAUAUGCAAGAUACCAUUGCUUGCUACCGAAAAAAAUAUCCACUAGAGACAGACGCCGAAUUACUUAAACUUGGCCAUGAUUGUCAGGCUUACUAUAUCCACACCUUGGGUAUUACACCUACUAUUAACUCAGAUAAUAUAAAGGACUUUUUCAAGGCCCAUCUGACUAAAGUACUGCAUAAUAAAGUAGAAAAACUUUUGAUUCAACUUAAGGAUAUCAGCUCAGUUCAAGAUGGUGAUGAUACAAUAGUGAAAGCGAUGGAUGAUGUAGUUGACCUACAAGAGAGUGAUAUUGCAGAAGAUUCACCACGAAAACCUGUGACUAUGAAUGAGUUAUCUAAAGAUGAAGGAUCUGAAGAGGAGAAAGUCAGUAAGAAGAUUGAGAAGGCAAAGAUUUAUAUGAAGUUGAUGGAGAACUUAAUUGAUGUUAGACUACCUGCAAUACUUGCCAGACAUAAAGACAGUUUUGUCACAAUGAUUGAAGCUGACAAAGAAUAUAAACUUGCUAAGGCUGAAGUUAUAGGGGCCACAGUGAAGGAAGCUGUUUCUCUGGUUGCUAAGAAAAUUGAUAGUACCAGGAUCCUGGAUGCAACUAUUGAUAAUACUACAAUCACUAAAGAGACUGAACAUCCUGAAGAAAACGAAGCAGUUUCAGUAUUGGAACCUACUCUCUCGCAAAAUAUUUUAACUCCACCACUGGUGUGUGUGAGCACACCAACUUCCAAAAUAACUGAACAUCCCUAUUAUGUAAAGUUAAUUGGCCGUCCUGAACUACCAUCUCGCGCGUCAGUCUACGCAUAUUUAGAGCAAUUCAAACCUGCUAGCAUCAAAAAGCAUAAAACUAUUGGUAAUUUGCUAGUCAUUGGAUUUAAUGACCAGGACGCUUAUGAAAAAAUAAUGGAAGCUGGCGAAAAAAUAAUUGGUGAAAAUACAAUCACUGUAAGGUCAAGUGAAAAGGUAAACCUUACUCCUCAAAAAGUUGAAAAUGUUAAUACAAGUCCACAGAAGAGUGAUGAUGCAAUGAAUGACACAACUUCAAAAGAAAGUACUUCACUUAACGAUGCAGACGAAAAUUCAAAUAAGGAUUCGGACGCAAGAGAUCUUAACGACAGCUUGAACAUUGGUCAAGAUCUUGAAGAUCAAAUAACUAGCUUACUCAUGGUCGUAGAGAACGAAGAUGAAAAUAAGGAUAAUGGUGAAAUUGAUGAACAUGUAAAUACUGAUAAGAAGUAUGAAAAUAAAGACAAAAUUAAACCUAGUGAAAGUGACGGUAAUCUUGGGGAAGAAACUUAUAAAACGCAUUCCGAGGUAACAACUCGUGUAGAUAAUAUUCAACCAAUGGAAACGAUACCUCAGGACGAUGAAAAGUUAAAUGGUAAUGAAACAAAAGAUGACAACGAAAAUGGAAUCGAUCCAGAAAAACAAACAAAAAACGCACUUGUUGAUGUAAAUGAUGAUAAAAGUAAUCUUAAAGAUUGUGGACGUGCAACACCAACAAGGUCCUCAUCUAGAUUAGCAGCAACUCCUAGUACUAUUAAAACUAGACGCGCCAGUAGAGUAGCGCAAAAUCAAUGAUGUUAGUUUGCUCAAUUAAAAUUUGAUUAAUAUUAAUUUUAUGUGAAUUUCGUAUAAAGCUAUGUUAGCUUAUAAUUAUGUGACUAAUUAUGGAUUAAAUUUAAUAAAUUCUUA